This is a messenger RNA of Cyprinus carpio (common carp), 5766 nucleotides long. Its product is annotated as up-regulator of cell proliferation-like. Gene Ontology annotation, molecular function: GTP binding. The record is from RefSeq and is a predicted model, not a curated record. Lineage: Eukaryota; Metazoa; Chordata; Actinopteri; Cypriniformes; Cyprinidae.
AUCAUUUGACAAAAUAAUUUUUUAUCACAGUUUGAAGCAUAUAAACUGUAUAACCUUGCAUUGCAGAUAUAAAUAUGGAAUCUGUGUUAAUGGAAAUGGGUCUACACGGCCACCUAAGGGAUAAACUGACUCUAAAGUCUGUACUGGAAUUGGGGAAAUUUUCUGAUGAUGACCAAACUGCACAUAGUUUUACAUCUUUGCUGUGGCUUUUUCUCAGAAAGCUCAUGAUGGUCAAUUCAUCAGCCAGAAGUAUAAAAUGUGCUUCAAAAGGUAACUCUGAAAAAUGUGAAGAGAAAAGCAUCAAUAUGAUAGAGGAAUCUACUGAUUUUAAUGAUAAUCAGGAGAGCAUAAAUCCACUAGAUUUGAUCACAGCUCUCUUCCACUGUGCUGAUCCUUUCCUCCAGCAAGAAAUGGCUCUAAAAAUGUCAAUGUGUCAGUUUGCUGUACCUCUGCUGCUGCCAAAUUGUGACACAAAAGAGUGCACUCUGAUGCUUUGGGCCUUGAGGGACAUAACAAAGCAGUUUAGAUUCCAUGGUUUAGAGGAAAACAGUAUUGUGCUGACCGAUUUGCCCCUCAUCUCUUUUGUCAGACUAGGAAAAAAUCCAAAUCUUUCCAAAUCUGAGUUCCUGAAUAAGAUCCUCAGCAGCAAGCAGCAAAAUUAUGACACUUUUGUUCACAGGAAACUGGAAAAUGGUAACAUUCAAAAAAAGAUCUGUAAUGGUCUUGUUGAAAUGAGCUGGUACCUCCCUAGGGGUGAAAAGAAAAUUGACAUUUUCAAAGAGCCAGUAGCCAUGGCUAAUCUCCGUGGGAAUAUUUCUGAUUUUGAGGUCCAAUUUGCCUUCCUGAGCCAAACGUCCUCUGCAGUUUUUCUGUUCUGUGAUGAUUUGGACUCAAACCAGACAUUUCUGAACUCCUUGCAGCUCAGUUCAAAACUGGUUCUUAUUUGUACCACAAAUGAUCAUACAUCAAGAGACAAUCUGAAACAAAGAUUGGCACAGAUGAAGCUCAAAACAUACUCUGUAAUCCUCAAGGAUGGGAAGAUGAAUGAUGCUGAAUUUGUUGCUAAACUAAAGAAGACUGUAGCUGAAAUAGUUGCAAGUUCUAUAAAAUUAAGCCUCGAAACGAUGUCAAUGAUCGCAACAGAUCUGGGGAUUCAAGUAGAUGAAAACAAUACCAUUUGUCAAAAUGCAAAGGAAAGGGCAGAAAGAAUCACAAGAGAGAUUGAAAAUAUACCUGAUUAUAAAAUGAAGGAACUCCCUUUGCAAGGGAAACCAUGGAAAGAGAUAUCCAAACUGGAGAAAGAAAUGUGUCGCCUCAAAAAGGCAAGAAAACAAAACAUUGAACACUAUAUGAGUGAACUUAAAUGUCAAAUCCAGAAUCUAAGAAUGGAACAAGGAAACCAUAGAAUGAACAAAGCAAUACAUCAAUUCAUUUCUGGCUGUUGCUCAAAUGAGCAACUAUAUUUUCUCAAGUGGAUGAAAAUAACUUUGGACAGUCUAACACGAAAGCACCUGUCCAGGCUUCAGGAGCAGUAUAGGGAUGCAUGUCAGAAUCCCAAAGAAGAUAAAGAACGUCUCAGAGAGCUUGAUAAUCAGAUUGCCAGCAGCUCUUUAGGAAUCCAACACUUCAUGAGAGAGUUGAGUCAACUCUAUGAGUCUGCACACUUCCAAGGAAACUGGAACCACUCUUCCCUUAAAAAAUUGCCAGAACUUUGUGCUCAGUUAAUGCUAAAUGGAUUUCCUCUGGAACUUAUUGAUGGAGAUGCAUCAAAUAUUCCACUGAGGUGGAUUGGAAAUGUGCUUUCGGCACUUAACAAACUGACAACACCUCACAACAGGAUACGAGUUGUAACCGUUUUAGGAGUCCAAAGCUCUGGGAAGUCGACUCUCCUCAACACAAUGUUUGGAGUUCAGUUUGCUGUUAGCAGUGGCAGAUGCACAAGAGGUGCCUUCAUGCUUCUAAUAGGCGUAUCUGAGGAAUUCAGAUCAGAGCUUCUGUGUGACUAUAUCCUUAUAAUUGACACUGAAGGAUUAAAAUCUCUAGAGCUGGCGAAACUAGCUGAUAGUUACGAGCAUGAUAAUGAACUUGCGACCCUGGUUGUUGGACUGAGCGACAUUACAAUUGUCAACAUUUCCAUGGAAAAUGCUACAGAAAUGAAAGACACUUUGCAAAUUGUUGUCCAUGCCUUCCUCCGCAUGAAGGAGGUGGGGAAAAAGCCCUGUUGUCAUUUUGCGCACCAGAACACAGCAGAUGUUGCUGUGCAGGACAAAAUCUUGAGAGAGCGAAUGAGUUUCUUUCAACAGCUAGACUAUAUGACUCAGGCAGCUGCUAAAAUGGAAAAAAGGGGCAACAAAAAGAAAUUUACAGACAUUCUAGAGUAUAAGAUUGAUGGAAACAAUUGGUACAUACCUGGGUUGUGGCUUGGAACUCCUCCAAUGGCACCUGUUAACACUGGUUACAGCGAGGAGGUGAAUAAGUUCAAGGGUGGGAUACUUGACAUUUUGAAGAAAACUAAAUUACCAGCACAGGAUUUAAUGGCAUUUGCAGAAUGGAUUCGAAGUCUCUGGAAGGCUGUCCAAUUUGAAAACUUCAUUUUCAGUUUUCGCAACAGCCUCGUUGCAGAAGCGUACUCCAAACUUUGUGCAGAGUUUAACACUUGGGAAUGGGCCUUCAAGAAGCACAUGAUUGACUGGUACACAAAGUCUGAAACCAAAAUCUCCAACAUGGGUGUAAUAACUGAGCAGUCAGAAACCAAAGUUAAUCUUGAUAGAGUAUUGGUUGCUUUAAAAUGUGAAGCUGAUAAUGAGUUGGAAAAAGAGGAAAAAAAACUUUUAGAUACAAUUCAGCAAUACUUUGAAAAUGAGUUGGAACAUGUGCAUCUUGUCGAAAAUCACAAGGAGGACUUUUUCAAUAGUGCACGGGGACUUCGAAGAGAGGUUGAGAUGGAUAUACGGAUCAAACUUGAGAAUGCUAUUUUGAUACAAAAGGGAAUAGAAAAGGUGGAAGAAAUAAAGCAAAAGCAGCGGGACACCUUGAGAGACAAAGUGCUCGGUUUGAUCAAAGUCUGCAGGAAUAGAACACAUAUACUCUCAGAGACUGAACUGAAUAAGGAAUUCGAAAAAAUAUGGAAUGACAUUCUGAAAGAGAAUUCCUUCACAGCUCUACCAAGGCAAGAUGUGGUGAAGGAGACAUACACACUGUUACACAAUAACUUAGAAAUGAAAAGUGGAGCAGUACGUGAGAUGCUAUCAAAUAGCACCAGUCUAGAUCAGUGUGGCACUAGACCUUUUUUUGCAGUUGUAAAAACAGAUUUUUUUAAAAGACUCAGAUUAAUACAAUUGGCAUGUGACAAAAUAAUAUAUCAGAGCGAAACAUUUAUUACAAAUAAGACAGAACCAAAAUCAGACUACAAUAGUGCUGACAUACAAGAACUGUUGUGCUUCAUUGACAAGAAUUUGGAAAGCUGCAAGGAACCAGAGAUAAACCCUGAAAUUGAAGCAGCUCUCAAGAUCCACAUCUGCGGGAACGCAGCAAGAGCGUUCCAGAAAAUGCAUGAUGACUACAUAGAGAGAACUGACCCUUUGAAAUCUCUUGAACAGUUCAAGGACCAAUGGUUAGCUGACUUUAAAGACCUCUACCACCAACGAGACCAGUGUCAGAACAAAGCUGAGAUGUGUACCAUGAAAUGCUUCGCCCCCGCCGUGAUGGAAUACAUCCAGAAACAUCUUGGACCUGACAUUGUAGAUGAAAUGUUGUCAGGUGAAAGAGGCCUUGAUUUUAGCACACGCUCAUUUUUCCAGUUUUCGCUUUUAAAAAAGUUACUUUGGGAUGAUGACUUUACCAAUAUUCUGGAGUAUGUACACAACUAUGAAACAUAUGUAACUGAGUGGAUUUCAGAGAAGAUCACUGAACAUUUUUCAAAGAAAGGGGCUCUUUUGAAGUUGGAAAUUAAACAUCUGAAUGCAAUCAUCAAGAAACUCAAGGAAGCUGCUGAAAGUGCACAGAGCAAGGCCAACAUCUGCAAUAACAUCAGCAGUUUUGUGACCUAUGUCUGCAGAAGUCUUAAUAAAGAGUUAGUCAUACCAAGUGAUGCACUCAAUGCAAGUCUGGCUUUAAACAACUCGAACCCUUCCGAGUUUAUAGAUUGCUUUAAAUCAUCAAUAGAAAAAAUGCAUAAACGCUUAGAAGAUCAGCUACGUGAUGAAAAGAAUGUAAAACAUAAGCUAACCAAACUCUCAGUGAACAAACCUCAACAGGUGCUCUUCAGCAGAGUGUUUGGCUGCGGGAAAAAGUGUCCAUUCUGCAGUGCACCUUGUGAAGCUGGCGGAAAAAAGCAUAUGAAUCAUUUUGUCUCUAUCCAUCGGCCGCAAGGCGUUGGUAACUACAGUUGGGUUGAAACCUAUAAACUAAUUCCUGACAUAUGCUCAUCUCUUGUUGCUAGUGAAAUGUCAUUCCACUGUAAAGACACAGGAUAUCAGUGGUAUCCAUACAAGGAAUACAGACAGAUCUAUCCAGACUGGAGGAUACAACCUGACACUUCUAUUGAAGCAACUGAUUUUUGGAAGCAUAUCUUUGCGAAGUACAACAUGAAAUUUGCAGAGAGGUAUUGUUUAAAACCAGCAGACAUCCCUGCUGAUUGGUCUAGGAUCUCUAAAUAUCAGGCAAAAAAAAGUUUGGAAGAUACAUUCAAAACGAAAUAAAUGGACAAUAAACAAAUGGACAAUAUAGAUAAACUGUGGAAAUAUCAAAAGUAAAACAUAAAACCUGGCUUAUAGGGAAGUAAACAGGGUUUAAAUCUAUUGUAACUGAUAAUGACUUUCUACACAAAUCUAUUGUAACUGAUAAUGACUUUCAUUUUGGGAAUGAGUUAAAUACCUUUUUUACUUUUUACUAAUUCUGUGGUUUCAUCAUCAUCAGACAGAAUUCUAAUUGAAGUCGAGGAAGUUAGGAAAACAUUUCAGUCUAUAAAUACGAAAAAAUCUGUUGGUCCAGAUGGAUGUAGUGCAGGUCUUUUAAAGAAAUUUGCACAUGGAUUGGCUCCGGUGUGGCAAUCAGAAUUUCAAGCUUCAGUUGACACACAUACUGUCCCUGCGUUAUGGAAGACAGCUUAUAUAAAGCCAUUACCUAAAAUUUAAUGUCCAAAAGAAUACAAUGAUUUUAGACCAAUAGCCUUUACUUUAAUUAGCUUACUAGUAAUUGUGAAAUGUUGUGAAAGAUUGUUACUUCAGCACUUAGUCAGGAUGGCUAAAGAUAGACUUGAUUCUUAGCAGUUUGCCUAUAAUGAAGGCUGUAGUACUGAAGAUGCAGUUGCUGCUUUGUUGCAUAUCAUUUCUAAACAGUUAGAUAAAUCCAAUACAACUAUAAGAACUUUGUUUUUAGACUUUUCGUCUGCAUUCAAUACUAUAAAGGUUGACAUAUUGGUGUCAAAACUUGAACAGCUGGGUGUAAAUCCCUAUUUGAUUCGUUGGUAUAUCUCAUUUCUCAUUAAUAGAGUUCAGAGAGUCAAAGUGAAUAAAACGUUGUCAUCCGCUAUCAUAACAAAUGUCGGAGUACCCCAAGGUUGCGUCAGUUCUGCCGUACUUUUCACCUUGUAUACAGAUGACUGUAGGACUGACACGUCAAAUCAUUAUAUUUUAAAGUAUUCUGAUGACACUGUUUUAAUAUCUGUGUUGAAUGACGGGGACAGUCCUGGGUUUCAACAACACGGUGUGACCAAAUUGGAAGAAUGGUGCGAGAACAAUGAUCUUGUCAUCAAUACAAAUAGAU